AUGUACUGGCCUACCUCGACAGCCCGGAUCCUCUCACCGACUCUUACCCUCCCACCCGAAUCCCCAGAUCCGAUCAUCUACUCCUCUCUCAACGCCCGCAAGACCCUCUUUCUCACUCUUACCGCCAGCUCAAUAUCAAUCUGGCGCGUCCGGCCAAGUGUCGUCCUCGCCGAACUCCGCCGCUCGAAAGCAGAAGUCGACCUGCACGGACCUGCAACCUGGGCCGACUGGUCACCCGACGGAACGCGAAUCGUGCUCCAGACGAGCGACUCGCAUCUGAUCCUCCUCUCUCUGCUGUACGGCCAUGCACCGCCGGCAUAUAGGAUGCCGGACCUCCCAAGGUCGGGGAUGAAGCAUUUUGCUCCUGCGCCGGGGGAGGGGGGGCCGAUACAGAGCGUGGAGAUUGGGAUUGAAGGAGUUGUGAAGCUUGAAGGAGGCUUGUUGUGUGCGGCUAUUACAAAUAGCAGGAUAUUCUUCUCCACGCUCAGCCCGCCGAGUGUGCAGUCGAUCCCUUUCCCCAGCCCGCCGAAGGAAGGGGAAGGGGAAGGGGAGGGAAAGGGAGAGAAUGAACUGGAGGUGGCGGAGAGGCAUGAGGUGUGGCUGUUGGAGGAUAUGCCGUGGUUGGAGAGAGAGGUUUUGGAAGUGGAUGUUAAGGGCCAUCCGGGGGAGCUUGUGGGUGUGGAUCAUGGGGAUGACGUUCGGGAAGAGCACGCCGAAGAGGAACUGGAAGAGCAUGCGGAGGAGGAGCUGGAAGAGCACGCUGAGGAGCUGGAAGAACAUGCCCCGGAGGCAGGGGACGAAGGCGCUGAACUACACGCGAAUGGGAACGGCGUACAGUAUUCUCCGCACGAGGGAGAAGAGACACAAGCCGAAGCAGAGGAAGCGCCCGAGGAUAUGCACGAAACGGACGAAAGCACACUCACAGUCGUCAAGAUGUACUAUUGGCGGCGGCAGAAGGUAUGGGGAUGGAUCAUGAGUGACGGCAGCGCAUAUUAUGUUCGAAUGGGCGAGAACGCCAAAUCCCGACAUUCGCAAGAGACAGAAUCCGAAGCCUACACAUCCUUCCAAGGCAUCCGCAUCCCCCUUCCCCCUUUUGUCAACACCCCCCUCACCCCGGCCAACACCGUACACGAAAUAACGACCCUCGCGCCCAACUUCAAGUUCUCAACGCUGUUCGUCGGCACCUCUACGGGCAAGCUCUUCCUCCUCCCUCUCCCGCCUUCGGCCAACCCCAGCCCGAACUAUUUCGCACACGUCAGGCAGCUGAGUAGGGAAAGCCUGGCCGUGAAGGGCCGGAUCAAAUGCGCGGAUUGGACGGGAGAUGGGUAUGCCGUUGCCGUAGGAUGGGAAGGGGGAUGGGGAGUCUGGAGCGUGGGUGGGAGGGAGCUGGGAGGCGCCGGAGCGGUGAAGGGCGUCGAUACGAAGGAUAGAUAUAUUUCGGGUGUGGAUCAUCUGUUUUGGUCUAUGGGCAACACGGAGCUGUUCACGUUCGCCCUGCCGGGUCCGGAUUCACCGGCCGACCAGAUAUUCGUAGUCCCCUUUAUUAAAUCUGCCCUGACGGGUCAGCAAGCUCCUGAAAACGCACGAUACGCAUUCCUGCACAUGGACGACAGGGUGCUCGUCUACCGCGGAGCCGACCAGCCAGACAUGAGCGUCAUCAACCCCGAAAGUGAUGUCUGGCAGCACAUCAAGAUCCCCCCUUCGUACCUCUCCACCAACUGGCCGAUCCGCUAUGCCUCCAUCAGCGCUGAUGGGCGGCUAAUUGCUGUGGCUGGUCGGCGGGGCUUGGUGCAUUAUAGUUCUGCCUCUGGACGGUGGAAGAUGUUUGUGGACGAGGGACAAGAACAGGCAUUCAUAGUCCGUGGAGGGAUGAUAUGGUUCCAUCAUGUACUUGUCGCUGCGACCGAGGGGGAGAACUCAUUCCAGGUACGGUUAUACUCCCGUGAUACCGAUCUCUCGAACUACAAUGUCCUCCAUGUGGAGGAGUUCCUGUCCCCGAUCCUGAACCUCUCGCUGAUCGACAACUCCCUCCUGGUGUAUACGGCAGACAACAACCUGUUCCACUUCCUGAUCGUCCCGACGCGGGAUACGAUCCAGCUGCAUCUAUGUGGUAGUAUCAGCUUUAAUGGGGUUAUCAACACUCCUCAUGCCGUACGAGGUAUGAGCUGGAUGAUCCCACCGGUGCAGAAACAGCUCGGCGACCCGACAGAUGAUCUCAUCGUCGCUACCGUUAUCAUGCUGAUCGGGGGGAAGCUCGUCCUCCUCCGACCGCGAAAAGCCGGCUCCGACGAAGUGCGAUACGACAUGCAGAUACUUGCUGACUGUGUCGAGUUCUGCUGGACACAGUUACGUGGCGUGGGUGCUCUGGAGAACUCACUAUGGGCGUUUGAUGGGUGUGGCCUGAGGGUGUGGCUCGAUGCGCUCACCAUCGAAGCGGUAGAGGUGGAUGACGAGAAGGACGCGUAUGAGAGCGUGAAGGAGAGCGUGCAUGUGCCGCUGGACUCGUAUCCUGUUUCUGUCUUGACGGAUAAAGGGGUUAUCAUCGGUGUCGAACCGGAGUUUACCAUCCGUGAGAGUCUGCCAUUCGCAAUGUACAAGAUCGUCACGACUAGCCAUCUGUUCAUCCAGCAUGUCCUUCGGUUCCAUCUCGAAGAAGGCCAAUUAGAAGACGCAGUCAACUUUGGUGCAUACUUCGAGAGCCUCGUGUACUUCUCACACGCACUCGAGAUCUUAUUACACGAUGUCUUGGAAGACGAAGUGAGCGGUAGGCUGAGGAAUGGACAAGUUCACCAUGCGGAAGAAGACGAGGACGAUACCGGACCGCUCUUAUCCCGGGUCGUCGAGUUCCUCGACUACUUCGACGAUGCCUUGGAGGUCGUUGUGGGCGUGGCGAGGAAAACGGAGAUGGCACGUUGGCAGACUCUGUUCAACACUGUCGGCAAUCCACGCACGCUCUUCGAGAAAUGCUUAUCCUCCAACCGGCUGCAAACGGCCGCGUCCUACCUCCUGGUCCUGCACAACCUAGAACAACUAGACGAAAGCCACGACGACGUUAUCCGGUUGCUCAAAGCUGCCGUAGCGGCAAAAGCCGACUCCCUGUGUGCCGAAGUCCUCCGUUUCCUACGCUCGAUAGACGAGACCGGCGCUUCGCUGCUGCAAGCGGCGCGGGAAGCUGGCCUGCUAGACGACAGCGGUACGCGCACGCCUGCCGAGGCCCAGACCCAGGUGGCAGUCGCCCGUUCCCCGCCGGAGAUGGUACCGGCGAAGAUGGACCCUGUGCCGGAGGCGGCGAAGCGCAGGACGCAGAGUGUUGGGCUUGGGUUUUUGCCUGGGACGUUUGGGGAGGAGGUGAGGGAGAGCCCGGAGCAGGUGAGAGAGAGCCCGGAGCAGGCGAGCGAGGGGCUGCCUGAGGUGGAGCAAGUGCAGGUGCAGGAAACGUCGGAUAAUGUCACGGCUGCGCGAACUCAGGAGCCGUAA
Messenger RNA from Dacryopinax primogenitus, 3477 nucleotides. RefSeq names its product RIC1-domain-containing protein. The record is from RefSeq and is a predicted model, not a curated record. Gene Ontology annotation, molecular function: protein binding. The transcript is spliced from 11 exons. Gene Ontology annotation, biological process: retrograde transport, endosome to Golgi; intracellular protein transport. Gene Ontology annotation, cellular component: Ric1-Rgp1 guanyl-nucleotide exchange factor complex; Golgi membrane; cytosol. The coding region runs from base 1 to 3477 and encodes 1158 amino acids. Lineage: Eukaryota; Fungi; Basidiomycota; Dacrymycetes; Dacrymycetales; Dacrymycetaceae.